UUUACUAGAAGUUACAGGCAGGAGACAGACCGCCCCUCUCUCUUAUUUAAUUCCAAAGGUUCUUCUAGACUCGUCCUCUUGCAAAUACAGUCUCCUGUUUUUACUCGAUUCGCUUAAAUCUGACCAGGCUGAUGGCAUCAUGGAAAUACUUGGCUUUGGCUUUGCUGCUGUGUGAUCCCUCACCACAUUCAAAUGCAUCAUGUUUCUUCCGGCACAUGGAUCCAGGCAUAACACAUUGUCAGGACACUAUGGAUAAGACAUGGCAUGCUGUAGGAUCAAUGUGGCGAAACAGUUAUUGCUUGGAUUGUAGUUGCAGUGGAUGUUGCCAGGGGUAUGCGACCCCUGUAGGGUUCCCCCAUGAUUGUGUGUCAGUGUUUGACCCGGAGGCCUGUGAAUACAUAGUGCACAAGAGGGACGACCCAUCUGUGAUAUGUCGAACUAUGGGUGGAGUAGGGAAGUAAUGGAGUGGUCAGACUCCCCGCCCCAAAAAAUAAAAUCUACUUUAUGUUUUAACCUAACUGUAACUGAAACCUGACAAGCCUGAUUUUAUCACAGUGAUGAUUUAUUGUUGAUAACAGGGAUGAUGAUUUGAUUUUAUUCCGGUUUUUAUGAAUUUUUAGACAUGCAGUUAGAGUUCUGUAGCAAAAUAACAGACAUGUUUACUUACAUCAUACUGGUGUGUUUUAUAACCGAGACAUUGUCAUUAUUCAUGACAGCGUCUUGGUGAAAACUUUCUUUUGUUUUUCUUUUCAGAUAUCUAAAAAUUGAUUGAAAUGAAACAAAAAUAUAAUAAAAGGCUUUUCUUAAAAGA
Scatophagus argus is the source of this 811-nucleotide messenger RNA. RefSeq names its product prostate-associated microseminoprotein (gene msmbl). The transcript has 4 exons. Lineage: Eukaryota; Metazoa; Chordata; Actinopteri; Scatophagidae. The coding region runs from base 132 to 461 and encodes 109 amino acids. The record is from RefSeq and is a predicted model, not a curated record.